Messenger RNA from Macroventuria anomochaeta, 1685 nucleotides. RefSeq lists its product as uncharacterized. NCBI's taxonomy places the organism in Eukaryota, Fungi, Ascomycota, Dothideomycetes, Pleosporales, Didymellaceae. The transcript is spliced from 2 exons. The coding region runs from base 1 to 1434 and encodes 477 amino acids. The record is from RefSeq and is a predicted model, not a curated record.
AUGUCAACUUCCAAUCCUUCCCCACCGUCCCUUACCUCCUUCCCACCACUCACCGGAUCCCAAGCGACACCAAAAGAGCCCUUCCGCUUUCUUGAUUUACCGCUGGAAUUGCGCGAGCAGAUAUACUCGUUGUACUUCAAACCAGCGGAUCGCCUGCACAAGUCUGCGACCCUUGAGAGUCAGGGAUUCUAUGGAGGAGUGUAUGGUUUUGAGUUUGGGCUGUAUAAGACGUGUAAGCAGAUUGCAAAGGAGGCGAAGAAGGUGUGGAGGAGAGAGGUCAAAACGGUUAAGAUUGGGACGCCUUGGCCUAGUGCUGUAAACCACAUAUCAUCCGAAGGCCUUGUGCCUAUAAUAUGCACCGAUCGCGAAGCAGACUGCUUCAACGAUCACCAUGCACUUAUCCAAAUCACCGCACCGUUUACCCAAGCUGUGCCCGAGCACACCGUCGUCUUGCUCCUCGACGACCUACACCUCUUCACGCAGACAUGGUACUACUCAGCUCUCAGCUACCCAAUGCUGAACGAUCGAUUGUCGACAGCAUUUGUGUUGAGAGAUCCAGACAUGGACGAUGUCGAUGAAGGUGACGAGAAGGACAUUCCUCUGGCGUUACAGCGAAAGCUGCUCUUACCGUUCAGUCAGGUCAAAGGGCUGUACUCUAUGGAAAUCGAAGGCUUCAACAAAACCGUCGAACGCGAACUUCGCGACGCCAUGGCCGUUCCUCCACCGACCCUCCAACACAGCUGUGAAUCCGCCACGAAGCUUCUACACGAAGGCGACGCGCACCUCGCAAAGGGCAUAGACGGCGCAGAGGAGGCACGAGAAGCAUACAAGCAGGCCUUUCAUGCGAUACACAUCCUCAUCAAAGGCCGUACGAGAAGAGUGCUGGCGGAUACAUUCUUCCACGCUACGAUCAACAACGGUAUACACGCGGGCCAAACCGGCAUGACCGUCCGCGUAAUCCUCCGUCUUAAACUCGUUGCACGCAUCAUAGCGACCUAUCUUGUCCAGCAAAACUGGGUCGAAGCAGCAUUCUGGGGCAUGCGCAGCGUGCGCAUAAUGAGUGAGGCCAUGGAUACCGAGUUCGAAGACUUCCUCGCCGACCUCGUCGGCGGCGACGAUGUUGGGCUGGUGUAUGUGAGAACGGGCAUCGCGCUGUAUAAGAUGAAGGCGGAUGUCGAGACGUGGCAUGAGGAGUUGAAGGGGUAUGAGGGCGAGGAGAUGGCGGAUGUUAGUCAGUUGUUUAGGGUGAGUCAGAAACAUUUGAAGAGGGGGAAGGAGAAGGUUAGAGGGGAGCUGGAGAUGUAUGGGAUUCCGAGGCCGUUUGUCAUGCUGUUCAAUGAUCCAGAGCCAGCAAGAAGCGAUGCAGGGUCUGAGACGGUGAAUGUUGAUCCGACGGAACACGUUGGUGUAGGGGGUGUCGCGGGAUGGUUUUGAGGACAAUGCACUCUGUGCGGGAGUCGAGAGUAUAUAGUGUAGAGUUACCAGAAACACCAUCUAUGUUGACCGGCGAAACAGGAUCAGGCAUGCUUGCAGAAAGGAUCAGGCAUGUUUGCAGAAAGGAUCAGGCAUGUUUGCAGAAAGUAUGUGGACCUUGGUUGCACCGCACACCUUUCGGGCUGGAUUCAUUCCAAAGCUCAAGAUUUCGUAGCGACACACCAAUUCAUCCAUCGAGCGGAUGUUCUUAC